Messenger RNA from Bemisia tabaci, 1752 nucleotides. NCBI's taxonomy places the organism in Eukaryota, Metazoa, Arthropoda, Insecta, Hemiptera, Aleyrodidae. The record is from RefSeq and is a predicted model, not a curated record.
GGAGAGGGGGGUUUUACACUGAGUCACGCAUGUUCGCAGAACUUUAAAAGCUUUCAACGGAUGACGUCAAUAACAGUCGUUCGGUACUUGUGAUGAAGAGUGAGUGGACCCGAUUGGUGCAGAACACGGAGUAUGAUUUUGCUGUCAUGGAGUAUAAUAGCGAUAUGCUUGCAUUGCGCUGCUGCACCACCGCCUGGUGGAGCUGAUCAUGAUUUGGUCGAGACCGUUCACGACUCAGUGGACCCAGCCGAGACAGAUCAUAACUCGAGUGAGACAGCCCAUGCCCCUUCUGAAACCGGUGACGCAACCCCCGUUGACCCCUCAAAGAUUCCACCCCCGCAUGAGGAAGAUGAGGGUGUGCACCGAGUGUUCACAGAAAACUACGCGGCCACUCAACCGGAGCUGAGUAAGAAAGCUUUCAAGAAUAGACAAGCGUUAUGGCCCAAAGCUGCCGUUAUUUAUCGCAUAGAUCCUUCCGUGGGUUGUCCAUUCUCCAAGAUGUGCAAACUUUUGAUGAGUGCCAUGACUCACUACGAAGAAAGAACCUGUGUACGAUUCAAGGAACGAAGUGGUGAAAGUGAUUACGUUGAUAUAUUUGUCAAUCAACAAAAUCGUGCUGCCUGCUAUUCAACACUCGGUCGAAUAGGUGGCAUUCAGAAAAUGUCUCUUGGUAAGGAUUGCUGGCUGGAGGGAAUCGUCAUCCAUGAAAUGGGUCACGCUCUAAGUUUCACUGAUGAACAAAAUCGCCCAGACAGGGAUAACUGGCUUUGGAUUUUCUGGGAAAAUAUCAUGCCUAACAUGUACCAUGCGUUUACGAAGGCUAGUCCUUACACAACGAACCUUCUUGAAGAGCCGUUGGAUUUCAAUUCUAUUAUGAUGUAUGAUGAGUAUGGAUUUUCUAAGGAUGGCAGGUCCCAAACAUUGAGAGCUAAAAAUAACGUGCACCUCAAACCAAUCUGGCUAAAAAACGGUUUAAGUAGCCUUGACAUCAAGAAAAUAAAUAAAUUAUAUAGGUGCAAAGGGGCGAACCAAAAACCGAGAUUCCCGGUCGACAUAAAUUGUACUUUCGAUGAUAAUUUCUGUGGUUUUAAAGGUAUCGAUGGAACUAAGGAUGGUCGAUGGCAAUGGGUUGCAAAACCUUCGGGGCUUUAUUCAUAUAUUUCGUCCGACGGAGGAUACCUCUUCACUGAUUAUGGCUCAGCUGAAAAUCAUGAUCUUCGAACCUGGUCCGUUAACUUCCAUGGUUUAAGCCCUCUUGACGAAGAGAGAGGACCCAAAGGUUGCUUAAGUUUCUCCUACGCUAUUUCAACUGAUGGAAAAGCUACAUUAAAGUUUAUGCAAACGUCUGUAGACUCUCCAUAUGCACGUCUAUAUGAACCGAAAGAAGCAAAAGAACUUUGGUCCACAUCAGAUCCUACCGGCAACCAAUGGUAUAAGACGCUUAUUCCCAUUGACGUGACAAAACCUUUCAUGAUUGAUAUCAGUUCACAAUAUGGAGAAGGCACGACGAGGGGCUCAGUCAAGGUGGACGAUUUAGAGGUAAAAUACACGCCGUGCACGACAACGCGAAAAAACGAGCCCCCUAAACCUCGCUUGACACCCUCCCCGAGUACAAGUUCGCCGAGUCGUCGUCGGGCAGCACCAGCGAGACCGCUUUCAUUACUCCAGACUUUCAGUUCUUUUUGGUUUGGUUAGGUCUUUUCCCGUCAUGUGUGUUUUAACAUUACAUCCGUGUUUUUUCUUCUUCGUCAA